AUGCUAUUUGCAUUUCACGUGUUCCUAUCCCUGGUAUUCUUUACCUUGUUGCAUCCCGUUUCCUGUGACUUUGAGCCUAUCACUGGAGAUGAUGCCAAAUUUUGUCAAGGUGACCUUCAUGUAAUCUACCCCAGUUUGGGAGAUGUUUCUUGCGUGUAUGUACCGUACUGCUUUGGAAAUUAUCAAUGUUUGAGAAAAGUUCUGGGCUCUCCAUGGAUACAAUAUCCUCAUGCUAAACCAAAGAAGCUGUACACCUUGAUAAUGGUGGAUCCAGAUGCUCCGAGCAGAUCCAACCCAAUACACAGAUUCUGGAGGCACUGGCUGGUAACAGAUAUUCCUAGUGAUGUUCUUCUAAGAGGAAAAGAAGUAACUGGAACUGUUGCUUCUCCUUAUCAUCCACCAAGUCCACCAGCUCAUAUUGGAUAUCACAGAUACCAGUUUCUGCUGUACGUUCAAAAUCUUGGCAUCUCUCCUUCUCUCAACCACAGUGAUAGAUUUCUGGGUCCCUGGGAUGUCUAUGCUUUUGCCCACCGCUGCGGACUGAAAGAUCCUGUUGCUACAACUCAGUUUAUGACCAGAAAUCCACAUAUGUAG
Staurois parvus is the source of this 594-nucleotide messenger RNA. The record is from the annotation of a GenBank genome assembly. Lineage: Eukaryota; Metazoa; Chordata; Amphibia; Anura; Ranidae.